Molecule: messenger RNA, 4040 nt
Organism: Erinaceus europaeus (western European hedgehog)
Lineage: Eukaryota; Metazoa; Chordata; Mammalia; Eulipotyphla; Erinaceidae
Gene: UBA6
Product: ubiquitin like modifier activating enzyme 6
Exons: 33
Coding region: 55-3210 (1051 amino acids)
Biological process (GO): protein sumoylation
Cellular component (GO): cytoplasm; SUMO activating enzyme complex
Molecular function (GO): SUMO activating enzyme activity
Source: RefSeq, a predicted model, not a curated record
CCUUUCUCUGCCUCUUAGUAGCCGGCGGUGGCGGCGGCGGCGUCUCGGGCUGCAAUGGAGACUUCCGCGCCGGCGGCCGCAGCUCUAGGACAAGAGGCGUCCUGCUCCUCCUGGGGAGCCGGCAGUACUAAUACACAUUUACCUAUCGUGUCUACAGAAUCUGUGGAGAUUGAUGAUGCAUUAUACAGUCGACAGAGGUAUGUUCUUGGAGACACAGCAAUGCAAAAGAUGGCCAAGUCCCAUGUCUUCUUAAGUGGCAUGGGUGGUCUUGGUUUGGAAAUUGCAAAGAAUCUCGUUCUUGCAGGAAUUAAGGCACUAACAAUUCAUGAUACAGAAAAAUGCCAAGCGUGGGAUCUAGGAACCAACUUCUUUCUCAGUGAAAAGGAUAUUAAUACAAGAAACAGGGCUGAAGCUGUACUUCAACAUAUUGCAGAAUUAAAUCCAUAUGUUAAUGUGGCAUCAUCAUCUGUCCCUAUAAAUGAAGCCACAGAUCUAUCCUUCUUAGAUAAAUACCAGUGUGUAGUCUUGACUGAGACCAGACUUAUAUUACAAAAGAAGAUCAAUGACUUUUGUCGUUCUCAGUGCCCUCCAAUUAAGUUCAUCAGUGCAGAUGUAUGUGGAAUUUGGUCACGGUUGUUUUGUGAUUUCGGAGAUGAAUUUGAAGUCUUAGAUACUACAGGAGAAGAACCAAAAGAAAUUUUUAUUUCAGACAUAACGCAAGGUAAUCCUGGCAUUGUUACUUGUCUUGAAAAUCAUCCUCAUAAACUUGAGACAGGACAGUUCCUUACAUUUCGAGAAGUUAAUGGAAUGACAGGCUUAAAUGGAUCUACAAAACAGAUAACUGUGAUUUCGCCAUUUACCUUUAGCAUUGGUGAUACUACAGACAUGGAGCCUUAUUUGCAUGGAGGCAUAGCUGUACAAAUUAAAACACCUAAAAUAUUUUGCUUUGAAUCACUGGAGAGGCAAAUAAAGCAUCCAAAGUGCCUUAUUGCUGACCUUAGCAAGCCUGAGGCACCUUUACAGAUUCACUCAGCUAUGCUUGCCUUGGACCAGUUUCAGGAGAAUUAUAGACGCAAGCCAAAUAUUGGAUGCCAGCAAGAUUCAGAAGAACUGUUGAAACUAACAACAUCUAUAAGUGAAAUCUUAGAUGAGAAGCCUGAUGUAAAUGCUGACAUUGUGCGUUGGCUCUCUUGGACUGCUAAGGGCUUUUUACCCCCACUUGCUGCCGCAGUAGGGGGUGUAGCCAGCCAAGAAGUAUUGAAAGCUGUGACAGGAAAAUUCUCUCCUUUGUGCCAGUGGUUAUACAUUGAAGCAGCAGAUGUGGUUGACUUCAUAGACCAACCCGAACGUGAAGAGUUCCUCCCAAGAGGAGAUCGAUAUGAUGCCUUACGAGCCUGCAUUGGUGAUACAUUGUGUCAAAAGCUGCAAACUUUGAAUGUCUUCUUAGUGGGAUGUGGAGCUAUAGGAUGUGAAAUGCUAAAAAAUUUUGCUUUACUUGGUAUUGGCACAAACAAAGAAAAGGGAAUGGUUACAAUUACAGAUCCUGACUUGAUUGAAAAAUCCAAUUUGAACAGACAGUUUCUAUUUCGUCCUCAUCACAUUCAGAAACCUAAGAGCUAUACUGCUGCUGACGCUACCCUGAAAAUAAAUCCUCAAUUAAAGAUAGAUGCGCAUGUGAACAAAGUAUGUCCAGCCACUGAAAUUAUUUACAAUGAUGAGUUCUAUACUAGACAAGAUAUAAUUGUCACAGCACUAGAUAAUGUGGAAGCCAGGAGAUAUGUAGACAGCCGCUGCUUAGCAAAUCUGCGACCCCUCUUAGAUUCUGGAACAAUGGCCACUAAAGGACACACUGAAGUUAUUGUACCUCACUUAACUGAAUCCUAUAACAGUCAUCGGGAUCCCCCAGAAGAGGAAAUACCAUUUUGUACUCUAAAAUCCUUUCCAGCUGCUAUUGAACAUACAAUACAGUGGGCAAGAGAUAAGUUUGAAAGUUCUUUUUCCCACAAGCCUUCCCUAUUUAACAAAUUUUGGCAAACCUAUUCAUCUGCAGAAGAAGUCUUGCAGAAGAUUCAAACUGGGCACAGUUUGGAAGGCGCUUUUCAAGUUAUUAAGUUACUUAGCAGAAGACCUAGAAAUUGGUCCCAGUGUGUAGAAUUAGCAAGAUUAAAAUUUGAAAAAUAUUUUAACCAUAAGGCUCUUCAGCUUCUUCAUUGCUUCCCAUUGGACACACGAUUAAAAGAUGGCAGUUUCUUUUGGCAGUCACCAAAGAGGCCCCCUUCUCCCUUAAAAUUUGAUUUAAAUGAACCUUUGCACUUCAGUUUUCUUCUGAAUGCUGCAAAAUUAUAUGCUGCAAUCUAUUGCAUUUCAUUUACAGCAGAGGACUUAUCACCAGAUGCCCUCUUGAAUGUCCUUUCCAAAGUAAAGAUCCAGGAAUUCAAGCCUUCAAACAAGGUUGUUCAAACAGAUGAAACUGCAAGGAAACCAGACCAGGUUCCUGUUAGCAGUGAAGAUGAAAGAAAUGCUGCUUGCCAACUAGAAAAGGCUAUUUCAUCUAAUGAAGCUACCUUAAGUGAUCUUCAGAUGGCAGUGCUUUCAUUUGAAAAAGAUGAUGAUCAUAACGGACACAUAGAUUUUAUCACAGCAGCAUCAAAUCUUCGUGCAAGAAUGUAUAGCAUUGAGCCAGCUGACCGUUUGAAAACCAAGCGUAUAGCUGGCAAAAUUAUACCUGCGAUAGCAACGUCCACUGCUGCAGUUUCUGGCUUGGUUGCAUUGGAGAUGAUUAAAAUAGCUGCUGGCUAUCCAUUUGAAGCUUACAAGAAUUGUUUCCUUAACUUAGCCAUUCCAAUUAUUGUGUUUACAGAGACAUCUGAAGUAAGAAAAACUGAAAUUAGAAAUGGUGUAUCAUUUACAAUUUGGGAUAGAUGGACAAUACAUGGAAAAGAAGACUUCACCCUCUUGGAUUUCAUAAAUGCAGUCAAAGAGAAGUAUGGAAUUGAGCCAACAAUGGUGGUUCAGGGAGUCAAGAUGCUUUAUGUUCCUGUAAUGCCUGGACAUGCAAAAAGAUUGAAGUUAACAAUGCACAAACUUGUGAAACCUUCUACUGAAAAGAAAUAUGUGGAUCUUACUGUGUCAUUUGCCCCAGACACUGAUGGGGAUGAAGAUCUGCCUGGGCCUCCAGUAAGAUACUACUUUAGUCAUGACACUGAUUAACAGAAGUUGUCUUAAAGUUACUCCACGACUAACUGGUUUUGAAAAGGAUAUAUUCGUUUCAGAAACUUAAAAGAAAUUGAUAAUUCCAUGGAUUUCUCUUUGCUGAAGCCUUAAGGGAAACAUCAGUAGAAAAUUUACAGUGAAGAGUUGUUGCUUCCUAUGUGAAUAGAAUCACAAGCAACUUUAAACUGGAAUGCCAUUUUCUGCUACUUACAACUCAUUUGUGUAUUAACUGAUGAAAAGAAGGAAAAUAUAUAUUCAUGCUGAGAUUAAAAAGAUCAAGAAUUUGAAUUUUUAACUGUAACUAUCUAGGUAGUUUAAUCCUAUUUUAUGAGGGUUUUUGUUUAGUAUUUGAGGCCCUUAUUUCUGUACAGAUAGUUUUUGGCACCAUGCACCUCUUGUGAUUUAGGAUUUGACUUUAACACCUGCUGAAAAAAAAAAAGAGGUGGUAACAGUGGAUGAUGAGUGGACAUUAUAAGUUGUGUAGAUGCCCUUUACUGUCCUGUUAGCUCUUCUAGUUUGUUAUAUUACAUCUCCUCAAAAUCAGGGUCUUGGUUUAUAGAUAAGUGUUGUUAAACCUUAGCAAGUCAGAAGACACGUUAACCUGGACUAAAAUAUUAACAGUAUUAUAUGGACUCAGACAACCUUCAUAAAAAAUCCGUGAAUGUGAACAGGUAAAUAAUCAUUUGAUUCUUCAGAAUGCCUUCCAAUGUGGACAGCUUAUUUAUUCGGAAUAAAUCUGAAUGUUGUAAUACAUAAGACAAAGAGGUCUUGUGAAGGGAGUGUCCUUGGAAGUAGAUGAAAACAAGAAAUUAAAAAAGCAUCACUGA